Messenger RNA from Dibothriocephalus latus, 1326 nucleotides. The record is from the annotation of a GenBank genome assembly. Lineage: Eukaryota; Metazoa; Platyhelminthes; Cestoda; Diphyllobothriidea; Diphyllobothriidae.
AUGCUCGAGGCAAAAAUUACUAAAUCGGUGCGAUCGGCCGUCUACGGCUACAUCGAGGAGACCGUGGGCAUCAAGAGGAAGCUAAUGAUGUCCAAGUUACGAAAGCUCAGGGAGGAGAAGGAAGAAUCUAAGCUGGAACCCGUGCUUGUUGCCCUCAAAGAUGCUGUUGCAAAAGCAAUGCCAGAUAUAUUGGCUGCCUACUCACGGGACAUGGCCAAUUACCAGGAACGUCUGACCACUUGGGAAAACGAUAAAGCUUCCAAUGCAGAGCUGAAACGUCCCGGUGCACCGAAAAAGCUUUUCCGUUGGAAUUCUGACUGCCGAGCCCUUUUGGAACGCAUUGUGACCCUGCGUAUGGAGGCAGUUCACAAGAGUACUGGCAAGUGCGUUGAGGAGGAACAUUUGAAGCGCUUCUACCAUACGCUGAUCCCAUUGUGGCCGGACAACUGGAUAUCGGUUGCCGCCCUUUGGCGAGCUGGCCUUCCGACUUACCAACGUCUGAAGAUGAAAUUCUCUCCACCAGGCACCCUCACCAAUCCCGCAACCUCCGUGGCUAGCACUACUGGCAGCAGUAGUAGUGCCAGCCAACAGCCGAACCUUAGUCAGUCGGUCGCCACGCAGCCUACCGAAGAAAGGACUCCAAAGUCUACCGCAUCCAGCAUCAGACCUGACCCCGUUACCGGCAGAGGUAGCACUACCACCACCACUAUCCCCGUUUCCUGUUCUGACGUCGAAAUUUUUGUGGAGUCUAUGCCUAUCUCCACUCUAGCAUCGAACACAAAGACGCCUCAGCGACAGGAACAGCAACAGCAAAACAGCAGCCAAAAAUUACCCACCUCUCAGUGUGCCCCACAGCAGGAACGGAGAAUCAGCGUUGCACCCAACGUACGCGUCACCGGACAAAUUCCUCAUUCGUUCCAGCCGAUUCCUGUUUCGCCUACCAAGACUGCACCGCCUGCAGUGGCUGCUCAAUCGCCGACUAAGCCAAUGCCAAAGCACCCCAAAAUUACCCUUCCCGUACAGUCGAACAAGUCGGUUGUAGGAUAUGUCCAAAAUAAUUCCACCGCCAACCACUCCUCCGCUAUGAAAAACUCCAGUUUGAUCGACUUGUCUACGAGUCCGGGUAAUAAGACACCACCCAAAACAUCCCUCCCACCAAUCUCCUCCUUCAGCCCUCCCUCCAUAAUCUCCUCUCCUCACGCCAAUCACGCUCAUCACAAUGGAACGGCUGUUAUUUCUACGCCGAACACCCCGAGUUCGACCACCAAAUCGCCGGCAUCAGCGAGCUCCCUCCUAAUAGCCCGCGGUGCUGCUGGCUUGAUGUCA